Beauveria bassiana ARSEF 2860 is the source of this 2340-nucleotide messenger RNA. RefSeq lists its product as uncharacterized. The transcript has 3 exons. The coding region runs from base 1 to 2340 and encodes 779 amino acids. The record is from RefSeq and is a predicted model, not a curated record. Lineage: Eukaryota; Fungi; Ascomycota; Sordariomycetes; Hypocreales; Cordycipitaceae.
AUGCAAGAGCAUUCCACUACCGACCUGACAAACAUUUGUUACGAUGUAACGAAACAAAGAUCCCUUUUCCUUUGCAUAUUUGGCUCAUGUCAGUCACGAUACUACGGUCCGGCUCUCGCCAGUGCCAUCAUCUCCUGCUCUGGCCGAGGAGCAAACAUCAGCCCCCUUCUUCCAGUCGAGAUCCAAUCCGAAAAACUCUCUGGUCGUCAGAUUUCGGAAGAUUCUGGUGACUCUGGCUCUAUUUCAAGCUCGGAUAUCAACAAUGAAGGCAUUGACCACAAGCUCACACUUGCUCUCUCUUGCAAUGCUGGUCCUGAUGGAGUUGUGACGGUUUCUCUAUCAUCUCCUCCGACAUUUGCCACCCACAUUCCUGACGCUGCCAGAUUCCCAGAUGACCUACUCAGCCGUCUUGGCCUUGUUGGUUCUUCGACUUCCGUCGGUUCAACCGUUACUCAACCCCAAGGCCGACCUGCUCUGCCUACUACAAACAGUGGGCAGUUGACUGCAUACAACAGCGACCAAGGCGGGCAGGCGGGACAGCGUGGGCAAGCCGGGUCUGCGUCUGCAAUGGGGAUGGACAGCUGCAGCUGCUCGCAAGAAGCAAAGCCCACAUCUAUGCAAAGUGUCAGCGCCUGUGAGGCCACGACUCGACAGAAGUCUACACAUGCAACAGCUGCUAGCACUUCUACUCAAAGUGCUACUACUUCGUCAUGUGAGGAUUCCGGGAAAGCUGCGGGGAUGUCUGCGACACCAACAUCCCGCCCAUCAACAUCAAACUCAUCCACAACAAGUUCCUCGUCAGCAUGCAGCUCGUCUUCCACUUCUGAGGCAUCUUCUUGCAAGACACGAGAGACCACCACUGCCUAUGUUUCAAAAGCUGAGACGACGUCUACACUUUGCUCCGGAGACACCACUUAUGAAGGAAGCAGGCAGGUUCCGAAGUUCUCUGCCCAAAGGACGUUCUCCAAUACUACGACUGAGUCUUCGACACUCACGCUAUCACCUACCUCUGAAUCAGAGACAAGCUCGAGCUCCAGUUGUGAAACAACAUCUGUCUCCUCGGCUAUGGUCUCAUCUAUUUCCAAAUCUGGCUCGUCAGCUAUGUCCUCGUCAAAAACUUCAAGCACGUCUUGUUCGACAACUUUAGCUUCGUCUUCAGCUACCUCUACAAAUUCCUCCACGACUACCUCCACAGCUUCAACAACGUCGCCAGAAUCGGUCAAAAGCUCCAACGAAGCUGAAAGUGUCUGCUCUACCUCUUCCUCAUCCAGAACCACCAAAACAUCUCCAUCUUCUACUACGUCAAGCACAGUCUCCACGAGGCAUUCAGUAUCACAGUCUUCCCAGCCACCUGCAUACACCAAAGAGGACUUACCCCAAGCCUAUGGCACUUUAACAUCUAUGGCACUGCCCUCUUAUGCUGAUCUCACUCCUCCCAAAUACGGCGCUAGUGCCUCGCUGCAAGCCGAGUCCGUCUCUUCUCAAUCGAGUUCAUCUACAAGUGCAUCUAGCACGUCAAGUGUCUCUGCCUCGACAUCUCUUUCCUUUUCUUCCUCUUCCUCUUCUUCUUCUGAUUCCUCUUCCUCUUCUGAUUCCUCAUCAUCUUUCUCCCCGAGCAUCACAACAGACUCGAUGUCCUCCUAUGGGUACAAUUUUCAAGACGCAAGUCAGACAUCAGUACCAACAUCAACGAUAUCGAUACCACAAGGCAAGCCGGCUCAGACUGCCUCAGCUGAGGAGCGCACGGAUAGUGCCGUAUCCUUUCUCUCGUCUGAACCUGGCCACGAGGUAGAGAAUACAGCCAGCAGCGCAAGUAAGAGCCAAAUUCCAGGAAUCGAAACAGUACCUGUGCCGAGCAAGAGCUCUGCACCAGUAACGAGACAGCCCACUGCAGCCACAGAGGUGCUGACGAUCGGAGGCGGGCCACCUGUCAUGUCCGUGACAAUAAUCGAGCCAGACGCAGAUGGAAACCUUGAGACGUCUGUCCUUACGCUUUCGGAAGAGUCGCCUUGGCAAACGCCCGCGCCAAGAGUUCGAGAUAUCAAGGAUGGCAAUCUACGCGCACGGGUAGAUGGAAACCGAAUGGGCCUGGCAUUAGGACUUCCGACACGAGAUCCCAGUGCACCGGCUACCACAAUGCCACCAGUGCGUACUGGUAAUAACACGUCUAUUUCGCCGGAUGCCGCCUCAAAUGCUACAGAGACCUUGGCAGACGUCCGAGGGAUGCAUACUCCAUCGAGUGUACCACUUGACUCGUCUUCGUCCGUGGUAAAGUACUACCUUGACAGAAUUGUCUUUGUUUUUAUGGCUUGGGUGAUUGGCAGGUGGAUCUCAAGUUGA